Molecule: messenger RNA, 750 nt
Organism: Tremella mesenterica DSM 1558
Lineage: Eukaryota; Fungi; Basidiomycota; Tremellomycetes; Tremellales; Tremellaceae
Exons: 3
Biological process (GO): protein folding
Cellular component (GO): cytoplasm
Source: RefSeq, a predicted model, not a curated record
ACAUCCAGCAAUGACGCCCUCCGAGCUCAUGGCAUCAUCCCUCCUAAACCCCCUUCUAGAGAACCUUCUCCUGACCUCCCUCAUUUAUCCCACAACGACAUCACCCAUGCAUUAGCCUCGCAAGCCACACCCGAUCAGCUAGGCGAACUGUUAGAAGACGAACAACUGGAUUCUGAUGAUGAAAAGGUGUUUGAAGCUUAUCGUCGUCAACGGAUGGCAGAGAUGCGUAAGGAAGAGAAAAGUGGAAGGUUUGGGAGUUUGAUGCCUCUCGGAAGGGAAGAUUUCGUCAAAGAGGUGACGGAGGGUAGUAAGCAAGGAACUGGGGUGGUUGUGUUCUUAUAUAAGGAUUCAAUACCCCUCUCUCAACACCUUCGACCCCUCCUACAAACCCUAGCCACCGCUCACCCAUCCACCAAAUUCCUCUCCAUCCCCGCCCAUCUAUGCAUACCCAACUACCCCGAUCGUAAUGUCCCCACACUGCUCGUAUAUCGUAACGGAGAAAUCACCGGAAAUCUCGUCGCUGGACAAGGACUUAACGGUCUCAAAACAACCGUCAGAGAGCUAGAGGGAGUUUUAUUGAGAUACAAAGCGAUCGAGAAACCAGCAGAUAGUUUAGGUCCGAAGAGAAAUGAAGAGGAAGAAGAUGAUGAUGUUGAUGGGGAGUCCAGACUCGGAAAGGUCGGUAUGGUGGGGAGUAAAGCGAGCGGGAUCAGGAAUGGGGACGAGGAGGAUAGUGAUUAUGAUCUUUGA